AUGUCUUCUCACAAGACUUUCGGGAUCAAGCAAUUCUUGGCCAAGAAACAAAAGCAGAAUCAUCCUACUCCCCAGUGGAUUCAGAUGAAAACCGGUAAUAAAAUCUGGUACAACUCUAAGAGGACACAUUGGAGAAGAACUAAGCUGGGUCUCUAA
Molecule: messenger RNA, 156 nt
Organism: Leptonychotes weddellii (Weddell seal)
Lineage: Eukaryota; Metazoa; Chordata; Mammalia; Carnivora; Phocidae
Product: large ribosomal subunit protein eL39-like
Biological process (GO): translation
Cellular component (GO): cytosolic large ribosomal subunit; ribosome
Molecular function (GO): structural constituent of ribosome
Source: RefSeq, a predicted model, not a curated record